AGCACGCUGGCGACCACAAGCCUUGGGAGCAUCUCCGCCGCGCACGUAUCCGGGCGCAGGGUUUGUGUUUUUAUAUAUAUAUAUAAACUGUUGCUUAUUCUCUCCAGCAACGUCCGAGGCAAACAUGACAUUCAGGAGACUCAAAAAGGUCAAUUCAGACGACCCGGGGAGCGGACCGUCAACACGGGACGGGGACAUUUAUCAUUUUCCUUCAUCCAAAUCGGACAGUUGCAGGACUGCGGAGUCGCCGUCAAACGCCUCGGACGUGUACAACUACAAGACGCUGGCUUACUCCGGCGGGACGUUGCCCAGAAACUUCAAAAGGGGCAGCGGACUGCAGAAAUGGAAACCACUGACUCAAUCACCAGAACCAGAGAGGAAGGCGGUCAUCCUGGAGAAGCAGGAUGGGGAAGCGUUUGGCUUUGAGAUCCAGACAUAUGGGUUGCAUCACCAGGACCAGAACUCAGUGGAGAUGUGCACAUUUGUGUAUAAGGUGCACGAUGACAGCCCGGCCCAGCUCGCGGGCCUCAAAGUUGGGGACACCAUUGCAAGCGUGAACGAGACCACGGUCGACGGAUUUCAGCACAAAGAUAUUGUGCAGCUCAUCAGGGCCUGUGGUAACACAAUUCGGCUAGAGACGGUUUACAGCGACUCCAUCCGAAAAGCGGAGCUUGAAGCCCGGCUGCAGUAUCUCAAGCAAACCCUGCAUGAAAAGUGGGAUGAAUAUAGAUCGUUGAUGAUGCAGGAACAGAGGCUUGUUCAUGGCAUAGUAAUGAGUGACGCUGCGGUGUACGAGUCCCUGGAGUCAGCGGGAGUGUAUGGGAGUCUGGGUGCUCCCAGCCCCGCCGCCCUGAGAGCCCUCCACUGCACCGGCAGCACCAGCAGCAGCGCCAGCUAUCUCAGCACAGCCACCGAGGACGACCCGCUCUACCAGACCUGCCUCUACCAGGCGGACCGCAACAUCGAAUCGGAUGGCGCUGAGAAAAACCAGCAGAGAGAAGAGCAGCUAUCGCAGAGGCCGCACCGCCUUCGUCCAGCAAGCGAGUUCUUUACAAGUGCCAAGACCCACUUGACCCGCAGCGCCAGCACACGCAGCUACUUGAGGGGCUCUUCCUCGUCCUCAUCGACGACGGCUGCGGGAGAGAAGCAAGGAGGAUUCAACUCGCUCCAGCGAAAGCCCAAACAGAAGAGCUUCCGCAGGCGCCUCCUCAAAUUCAUCCCUGGCUUGAACCGACCGCUGGAAGAGGAGGAGAGUAAGCUCUGAGAGCCGGACUAGAGUUGCGCACCCAAAAAUAAAGUGAAAAAGACCCAAAGACUGAGAUUAACGGGGGACGUCCUAGCGGGCUGGCCAAAGAAUACAGUGUAAACGGCACCAAAGAGUGAAUUGAAUGAGACCAAAGCGAAAUAGCCCUACAGUUGCACCUCUCCGUAUUUAAAUGUCUAAACACGCCCCUUUGGCUAGUGAUUUGUUUAGCAUCUGUACAGGACUUUUUUUUUUUUUUUUUUUUGCUGUUUAAAUUAUUUAUUUAUUUUUUCUGAUUUAUGUACAGUAUGAAGGAUAUUUCAGUUUUUACUGCAUGUACCAAGUUUGAUUCUGUUCAACAAAUGACCCCCUUAGGAUAAUGAUUGUACAAGACAACAUUUUGUAUGGCACAAAUUUGUUCCCUUUGUACUUUUGGGUGUCUGUUUGAUCCAGUUUUGUCUUGCCAAAGUUACAGAGCCUAAAAAUAAAUAUGUGGC
Lampris incognitus (smalleye Pacific opah) is the source of this 1740-nucleotide messenger RNA. It is a transcript of the gene tamalin, whose product is annotated as trafficking regulator and scaffold protein tamalin. NCBI's taxonomy places the organism in Eukaryota, Metazoa, Chordata, Actinopteri, Lampriformes, Lampridae. The transcript is spliced from 8 exons. Bases 125 to 1264 code for a protein of 379 amino acids. Gene Ontology annotation, molecular function: protein binding. The record is from RefSeq and is a predicted model, not a curated record.